UUUCCCAAUUUAGCAUCCCUCUAAGAAAGAAGCACCUUAAUUAGAAAUAUGCAAAACUUUGAACCCAGCUUCAAUCUUUGCUCCUCAAACAUCAUCAGCACCACCAGUGAUAUUAGUAUCAAUGAUUACUUGCUACCCCAUGAAUUUCCCAUCAACAAUAAUAUCAUACCAAACCAUAAUUCUUCUUAUUCUAGCCAUACCCAUCUUCAAGUGACUCAACCCUCUUUCCCUAAGCCUCCAAGAUCGACCUCAAAUCUAAGCAACCGCAAACCCUCCUUAAACAUCACAAUCCCUUCCAUAACCUCAGAUCUCAAAGCAAUCUCACAACACAAUAUGGAAAAAACAAGUGUUUACAAACAGAGUUCUUCUUCUUCUUCAGAUCACAAUGACAACAAAGAGAAUGAUAAGCAUUAUAGAGGUGUUAGAAGGCGACCAUGGGGAAAGUUUGCUUCAGAGAUACGUGACCCCAAUAGAAAAGGCUCAAGGGUAUGGCUUGGAACCUUUGACACAGCCAUAGAAGCUGCUAAAGCUUAUGACAGAGCUGCUUUCAAGAUGAGAGGAAGCAAAGCUAUAUUGAACUUCCCUCUUGAGGUUGAGGAUUUUGCAGAGGUUGGUGAGAAGAGGAGAAGAAAUGAAGAGAGUGAAGGGAACUAUGUGGAGAGUAAUAAGCAUGUGAAGAAAGAAGAGUGCUCUUCCAAUGGAGUUUCUGCUUCAACUCUUUGCCCUUUGACACCUUCAUGUUGGAAAGGCUUUUGGGACACUGAUGUUACAGGAACUAUCUUUAGUGUACCACCUUUGUCCCCUUUAUCUCCACUCAUGGUCGUUUGAGAUUAUGGCCAUCUGUUCUUUCGAAAGAUCAAAGAUGUGAGUGCUAAUUAUCCACACUACGCAUCAGCAACUAUCAAUUACACAUAAAUAGAAAAAUACAGAAAAGGUUGGUUUGUCUCUUAUCAAAAUAGUAGUACUGAUAGCAUAUUGGUUUGUGUGAUGUAAAUAUAGGAGAGUAUGAAGCUAGAUUUUCUUUUUUAUGCCAAUUUCUUAUCUUAUUCUUUUAUUUAAGUUCAUUUGGUCAAAGAAUGUACUAUCUACCGUGUAUACU
Messenger RNA from Gastrolobium bilobum, 1099 nucleotides. RefSeq names its product ethylene-responsive transcription factor ERF105-like. The record is from RefSeq and is a predicted model, not a curated record. NCBI's taxonomy places the organism in Eukaryota, Viridiplantae, Streptophyta, Magnoliopsida, Fabales, Fabaceae. The coding region runs from base 49 to 828 and encodes 259 amino acids. Gene Ontology annotation, biological process: ethylene-activated signaling pathway; regulation of DNA-templated transcription. Gene Ontology annotation, molecular function: DNA-binding transcription factor activity; DNA binding. The transcript has a single exon.